ACUCGUCCGCAGGCAAACAAGUGAAAGCACAAUUUUUGUAGAGGAAAAAAGUAAAAAAUUACCGAAAAAGCGUCGAAAAAGUGCACAAAACUCGUUGUAAAUAGUGUAAAAGUGGAGUUUUUGUUGUGUGCCGCGGAUUUUUCGUAAAGUUUGCUUCAAUGUGCGACCCGCAAGGGCGGAAAUUUGUGAAAAACCAACGCGACUCUCGACACACAUCAAACAACGUAGCUGACAAAGGAGACGACAACGACAGAGAAAGCUGCUUGUUUUCCGUAGAACAGCAUUUCCAAUAAAAUCCGAUGGAAUUAUGCAGGACUCAUUGUCGUUCGCCCUAACUCAGAUCAGUUAUUUGGUUUUUAACAUAAACAAGAGGAAUUUCUCGCAGAACGUCAGGUUAAUUAACAAGUUAGUAGAGCAGUUUGGAUUUGAGGCGGAUCGUCAUUACCUUCGCUGUUUAUUCUCCACAAUUGACUUUGGGGACAUCCAAGCUGCCAAAGCAUCGUCACAAGCGAAAUUAUUAUCGAACGAAUUAACUGCUUUACUCGACAAACCAUACCUAAUAUCGAACAUUUGCUACGCUUUUGACAAUCAAAUUAACGAUUCAAAGAGUCAAUCCGUUAAGCCGAACAUCCAGCAAAUCUCAAAAGCGCUAAAUUUUUCGACAAUUCAGGAGGUCGCUCUCACCGUCGCCCUCCAACAUUCGAGCACCGCUGAGCUCGCAAAGUCCGCAGAAAGUCAUCUGAAGCUUUGUUUGCCCAAUUUGCUCACAUCUUACAUCAAUUUAGACACGAGCGCUGCAUCGCAAGACCUCAAUUUGAACGAUAUCUCGCCGGAAUUGCUUCAAUUGAUUCUCUCGUUGUUGUCGCACGACAAAUUCAAGCAAUACAACAUCACCGAAGCCGUCUACACGAAAUUCACGGAGCAGCUGCGGAAGGAUUUCCCGAAAGAACGGGUCCCAUUGAUUCUUGCGCCGUUACUGUACGACGAAAAUUUCGGCUUGGAUCCGGAUUUCAGUAAUUACCACAGUUUUUUGAUCGAUUCCGACAUCAUGGAUACGUCCUGGAGCAAUCUCAUAGUCGAAAUCGGUUACGCGUUCACGGCUUCUGUCGACGAAUGCAAAAAUCAUCUCAGCAAAGUUGGCGGCAGGGAUUUGACGCCGCUCGAUGUUGCCCGUCUUAUCGCUCUCAUGUGCCGUACGCACACAAAUUUGUCCGAUAGCAGCAUCAAUUUGCCCACGCCAAGCGCUUUUUGGAACCAAGCAGAGCGCGAAAAGGCACUGGCUGCCUCUGGCGAACACGUAACGUGGAAACCCGAUGUUUUUGUGCAAGCAUUGAAGGAAGUUGCCCCAAAUAUUGACUGGAAAAAUGUUUGCAUCGAUUUAGAUCAUCCGGAUUUCCUCAUCAAAGAUCGUCCCGCACUCAAUUUGUUCCUUACGAUUUUCCAUUUGGGCCUCCAACUGCAAGGAAAUGGACAAACAUCGAAUUUCCCAGCUGAAUGUCUUUAUCGGCAUUGGAAUAACGUCGAAGGGCAACUUUCCUUGAUCGCCAUAAUCUUGAAAAAUCCCGAUCUUUACAGUUUUGCGGAUUACGUUUUCACCAGCGUCUCAAUUGAACUCUUGAAAACGCCCCCCGAAAUGGAUAACAAAGAAAUUGCCGCUUGGAAGUCCUUGCAUUUGGUCGAUGUCUUGUUAUAUAUCGGAGACAGUGGAUUAUUUGGGCCCGUUUUGGAAAUUUUCAAGUUUCCGUUGCAACAUUGCCCCGACGUGCUUUUUAUGGCGUUGUUACAAAUCAAUCCGCCAAUUUCGCCGUUGCGGCAGGAGCUGUUUAAUCAAUUGUUGCCGAUAUUUUUGGCGAAUCACCCGAAUUCGGGACCCAUUUUGCAUCAUGCAUGGAAUGCGCCUAAUUUCAAUAAUGCCUUGAAACAUUUCAUCAUGCAAGCGAUGAGUGAUUGGUACGUCCUCGGCGACUACGAUCAAUCCCGUUUAACGCGCAUCCUCGACGUCGCCCAAGACCUCAAAGCACUUUCCAACUUGCUCAACGUUCGUUCCUUCAUGUUCGUCAUCGACUUGGCGUGUCUCGCCUCCCGUCGCGAAUACCUGAAGCUCGAAAAGUGGUUAAGCGACAAAAUCCGCGAACACGGCGAACCUUUCGUACAAGCCAUCGCAAAAUUCUUGCAACGUCGCUGCCCCCAAAUCAUGGGAAUCAAAUUGCCGGAAGACCAGAUGCCCAAAAGUCAACAGCUACCGCAAGAAACGCUCGUCAUCAUGCUAACUUGCCUUCAAGCGUGCGCCAGUAGCGUCACGCAACCCGAACUCACGGAAGCGAUAAUCACGAUGACGACGAAUUGCAACAUGAUGUUGAACAAAAAUCGUCAAGUUCCGCCGCCGGGUGUGAUUCGUCAACGCGAAACGCCCUUUUCGGGCAGCACAAUGAACCCGCAUCUCUUUAAUGCGCCUGCCGUGGAUGCCAUUGCUUCGGGCUUGAAUGCAAGUAUGGCUGGUUUGAAUUUAUCGGGACCCGCAGCGAACGCUUUUAACAAUUAUGGCAACGUUUUAGGCAAUUUAGUGACGGCACCGGCGUCUCCAUCGCGUCUCUUGGGCAAUCCAAGUAAUAGCCCGUUCCCAAUAAUGCCGGGAGUGGCAAAUCAAAACACUUUGGCGAACCGCAUGGGACCCACGCAGAUCAACGAUAAGCUCAGUAUGCCAAGUACGCCCGGAGUUUUGCCCGAAAUGGCGCAACAAGUCUCCAAAGAAGUCGAAGACGAAGCAAAUUCCUACUUCCAGCGCAUUUACAACGUGCCGCCGCAUCCAACUUUGAGCAUUGACGAAGUACUUGACAUGCUGCAACGCUUUCAGGAGUCCACAAAUCGCCGGGAACGCGAAGUUUAUCAAUGCAUGUUGCGAAAUUUGUUCGAAGAAUACAAAUUUUUCCCCCAAUAUCCGGAUAAGGAGCUUCAAAUCACCGCACAACUAUUCGGCGGCAUGAUCGAACGUCAUUUAGUGACAACGUACGUUGCUUUGGGACUCGCUUUACGAUGCGUGCUCGAUGCCUUGAAGAAACCCGAAGGCUCUAAAAUGUACUAUUUCGGUAUAACAGCGCUGGACAAGUUCAAAACGAAACUUCAUUUGUACCAAAAGUACUGCGAACACGUGAGAUCAUUACCAAACUUCUCCGAAUUUCCCGCAGAUUUGAUCCAAUACGUCGAAUACGGCUUUCAAGGGCAAGAACCGCCCAAUAAACCCCCAUCGGGACCAAUUCCGAUGCCUAAUUUGAUGGGCGGCGGUACAAGUGUCACUCCCGCUGGCAUGUAUCGAAGCAAUUCCGCAGCUGGAAAUAUCAUUUCAACCCCGACAACGUCAACAUCGAAACCGACACCGACUUUGGCUUCGUCAACUGUCGCUCCAACACGCGUCAAAUCCAUCGCAAAUGCCACGAAUAUCGAUACGUUACUUGUCGCCGUGGAAAAUAAGGAAAAUUUCACGACGCCGCCCGAAAGUGUGCAAGAAAAAACGGCUUUUAUCUUCAACAACUUGAGUCAGCUCAAUUUGACGCAAAAAUGCGAAGAAAUCAAGGAAAUUAUGACGAAAGAUUAUUAUCAGUGGCUUUCGAAUUAUUUGGUUUUGAAACGCGCUUCAAUCGAACUCAAUUUUCACGGAUUAUAUUCCAACUUUUUGGAUUCCUUAAAAAUCCCCGAAGUCAAUAAGAUGGUCACGAAAGAGACUUUUCGUAAUAUCAAAGUACUUUUGCGAUCGGAUAAGGGAAUAGCGAAUUUUUCUGAUCGCAGUCUUUUGAAAAAUUUAGGGCAUUGGUUGGGAAUGUUGACUUUGGCACGAAACAAGCCAAUUUUGCAAAUCGACAUCGAUCUGAAGUCUCUGCUGGUUGAAGCUUACAACAAGGGACAACAAGAAUUGCUUUAUACAGUCCCCUUUGUUGCUAAAGUCAUCGAGUCAUGUGCUAAAAGUAAAGUUUUCAAGCCGCCAAAUCCCUGGACGAUGGCUAUCAUGAACGUUUUGGCGGAAUUGCAUCAAGAACCGGACCUAAAAUUAAAUUUAAAGUUCGAAAUUGAAGUUUUAUGCAAGAAUUUGAGCAUUGACGUGAGCGAUUUGAAGCCCGCUGUGUAUCUCAAGGACCCCGAGCGACUCAUGAACAUCGAAUAUCAACUCUCCCAACCCUCCAAGCAGAAAGAAGUUGGUCCCUCGGUAGGUUCUGGCGCUGGAGUACUCGCGACUUUACCAAAUUCGGAAGAACAAACCGCCACAACAGCAAAUAUCACAUCCGCAUCGCCCUCAAUUGAUGCCGCUUCGAUGAUGUUGACGCCUCCCGAGCCGAGAUUUAGUGUUAUGGACAUCAAUGUCACCAGUAUCGCGACAAUUGCGCAUCAAAUAAUUUACAAUCCGAAUAUUGGGCUGUUUAUGUCGCAUCCGCAAUUGAAAGCUGUGGUCAAAGCCGCCAUCGAACGCACAAUAAACGAAUGGAUUUCGCCCGUGGUUGAUCGUAGUGUCAAAAUUGCGCUCAAAACGAGUGAACAAAUUGUCCGAAAAGACUUUGCUCUUGAGCCGGAUGAGAAUCGGAUGCGAUCCGCAGCUCAUAAUAUCGUUCGGAACUUGACGGCAGGCAUGGCGAUGCACACGUGUCGCGAUCAACUCUUGCAAAAUUUGCAAAGUAACAUCAAAUCGUUGUUCCUGUCGACUUUGAAUCCGGCGCAGAAGGAUUUAAUUGAAGCAGCUGCCACACAAAUUGCGGCAGAUAACACGGAAUUGGCUUGUGUUUUCAUCCAAAAAACUGCCAUGGAGAAAGCUGUCUUAGAAAUGGACAAAGUUUUGGCGGCGGAUUAUGAGACACGAAAACAAGCCCGUCAAGAGGGACGUCGCUAUUACGAUGGCACCGUUUUGGCUUAUCAGAAUGAACGAUUGCCCGAAACGAUUCGGUUGAAGGUUGGCAAUGUCACGGCGCCUCAACUUGCGGUUUAUGAGGAAUUUGCGCGAAAUAUUCCCGGAUUUCAGCCGAUUUUGGAUCGUGAUCCGAGUGCUUUUAUGCCGAAACUACCAAACUUUUUCCAAGAUCCCAUUAGUACUCCGAUGCCUCCGAUGGCAGCUGUGACGCCUUUUAACGCCGUGCAAUCGACGAUGCAGCCCUACGAUGAAAUCAGCGUCAUUUACGAUGAAAUUGCCGCCAAAAUGGAAGCUUUUAUGAAUGCGGCGAUCAGUGUGCAACAACUUCAGAUGCAUUUGGCCAACAUGAACGCCUUGUUCGAAUGCAUCGUUAAUGCACGUCGUACUCGCGACAACACAACCGGCAUGAUUUUGCUCAAGAAAAGUGUCGAAGGACUCAUGGAGGGACUCGUUAACAUCCCCGAAUGCAUGGAACAGAUUAAACUUUAUCGCGACAUUCAUUUGCGCAUUUUGCGACUCUUGCAGGAUAAUCGCAGCUUUGGUAGUGCAUGGACUAAUAAAGCUAUUGCCAAACUCAUGAUCGAGUGUCGCGAAGAAAAUCGUUACAACAUUGAUGCGAUUGAUUUGUUGAUUUCGUCGAACUUUGUAAAUUUGCCGAUUUAUGACCAAAUGUUGGCGGCGUUGAUAGACAAUGGAAAUAAUUAUAUGGCGAUUACGUUGGCGAUGCAGCUGAUUCAGAUGUAUUUGAUCGAUGAGCGUCACAGUGAGCAUAACGUUACGGAAAAUGACUUUUUGACGACGAUUGAUAUUUUGGCGCGGUUGGCGGCGCAUCCAAGAGCUCCCGAGGGACUUUCGCAUUUGAUCGAUGUGCUGAGAUCGAGUCAAGAUCAGUCGAGUGUGCUUGUGGAUAGGGCAAUGAGUGGUCCAACGUCGUAUAUUCACUCGGGAAUGUUACAAGCAAGGACAACCGACAUGGUCGACGUUGAUGGCUUUGCCGAAAAAACGGAGCAUCUUUUCCGUCAUUGGGUUUACACAUACCACAACGACAUUCAACGCGAUCCCGUCAAAAGCUUCGGUGGCUUUGUCAAUCGCAUGAAUUUCUUGGGUGUCUUGAAAGGAGACGAACAACUGACCAAAUUCUUCACUUUGGCGACAAAAAUGUGCAUCGACGCGUCGUAUCGCAACUUGGCAGAUACCACAAUUAACCAAUCGAUCGCAAAAACAAAAACUUUCCAUUCGAUCGACGCGUACGUGAAGCUAAUUGCGCUCUUGGUGCGUCAUUCGGGAGACGGAAGUAACUCAAACACAAAGUUGAAUCUGUUGAAUAAGGUUCUCGGAAUUGUCGUUGGAAUCUUGUUACAAGACCAAGAACAGCUUCAUUGCGCAAAUUUCCAACAACUUGGAUAUCAUCGCAUCUUCAUAAUGCUCUUCCUUGAGCUCAGUGCACAUGAUGCCAUCCUCGAAAACAUCAGCGUUGGAGUUGUAACAGCAUUUUGUCACACCUACCAUAUGCUUCGUCCCGCAAACGCGCCCGGUUUUUGUUACGCCUGGCUCGAACUCAUCUCGAACCGCGUCUUUAUCGGUCGAAUUCUCGCAAUGAUCCCGCAACAAAAGGGCUGGUUCAUGUAUUCGCAGCUCCUGAUCGACUUAUUCAAAUAUUUGGCGCCUUUCUUGCGAAAUGCUGAACUCGCCAAACCCGUAACUGUCUUGUACAAAGGCACAUUGCGCGUUCUUUUGGUCCUUUUGCACGAUUUCCCCGAGUUUUUGUGCGAUUAUCAUUUUGGAUUUUGCGACGUAAUUCCGCCAAACUGCAUCCAGAUGCGAAAUUUGAUUUUGUCGGCAUAUCCGAGAAAUAUGCGAUUGCCCGAUCCCUUCACGCCCAACUUGAAUGUCAGCGGAUUGCCGGAUAUCACGACGCCGCCGAGAAUUUGCACAAAUUACACAGCUGCUAUUCAACCGGCGAGCUUCAAAAAGGACUUGGACUCGUAUUUGAAGCAACGAGCACCCGUCACUUUCUUCGCCGAGUUGAAGAGAAACUUGCAAAUUAGCAACGAACCGGGAUCGCGUUACAAUAUCCCCUUGAUGAAUGCACUUGUUUUGUACGUGGGAACACAGGCGAUUGCUCACAUGAGAUUAAAAAAUCAAGUGCCAAGCAAGCAAACUGUCGCCUCAAGUGCUCACAUGGACAUUUUCCAAAAUUUGGCUGUCGAUUCCGACAACGAAGGACGUUAUCUCUUCUUGAAUGCCAUCGCUAACCAAUUGCGUUAUCCCAACAGUCACACCCAUUACUUCAGCCGAACUCUCUUGUAUCUCUUCCACGAGACAAAUUCAGAGGCAAUUCAGGAACAAAUCACGCGCGUUCUCUUGGAACGUUUGAUCGUCAAUCGCCCUCAUCCAUGGGGACUCUUAAUUACAUUCAUCGAGCUCAUCAAAAAUCCGGAAUACGAAUUUUGGAAACAUGAUUUCGUUCAUUGUGCGCCCGAGAUUUCAAAACUCUUUGAAUCCGUGGCCCGCUCAUGCAUGGUCAAGACAAACAACCAACAACAACCCCCAAAUAUCGAAAAUGCCGAUUUAGCGGAGCUUAACUAGCUAUUAACGCAGCUUUUUUAGACAACGUCUUAAUUUCUUCUUACAUUUACUUAUGUUCCAUAUUUUGUGAUUCACACGGAAAAAAAGUAUUUGAAGCUGUUUAUACUUGAAAGAUAGAAAAUUACUAAAAAAAAUGAUUGAAAAGAAAAAAUAAGACACUUUUUGAUCAAAUUUAU
Culicoides brevitarsis is the source of this 7656-nucleotide messenger RNA. It is a transcript of the gene Not1, whose product is annotated as CCR4-NOT transcription complex subunit 1. The coding region runs from base 308 to 7480 and encodes 2390 amino acids. The record is from RefSeq and is a predicted model, not a curated record. NCBI's taxonomy places the organism in Eukaryota, Metazoa, Arthropoda, Insecta, Diptera, Ceratopogonidae. Gene Ontology annotation, biological process: nuclear-transcribed mRNA catabolic process, deadenylation-dependent decay; negative regulation of translation. Gene Ontology annotation, molecular function: molecular adaptor activity. Gene Ontology annotation, cellular component: CCR4-NOT core complex; P-body. The transcript has 10 exons.